Molecule: messenger RNA, 690 nt
Organism: Protopolystoma xenopodis
Lineage: Eukaryota; Metazoa; Platyhelminthes; Monogenea; Polystomatidea; Polystomatidae
Source: the annotation of a GenBank genome assembly
AUGAAUGGAAAGCUGGGUUAUUCAUAUACAAAAAAAAAACUUAACACAAGCCUUAGUGAAGAUUGCGGCUUCUCAACAUCUCUAGCCAACUUGCACAGCCAACCUGCCCCUAAGUUUGAGUCAUCCAUUGUGGUCAAGAAUUUAGAUUCAAGAUCUCAGCAAAGUUUAGGAGAAGAUGGAGAUUUUUAUCCAAAGUUCGUUCCACAAGGAAUGAAGACAUUUUCUGCCAUUUCAAAGGCCAGAAUCUUCUCUGCUUCGCACAAACUUUCCGGGCCAGAUGAUUCAGAAAAAGUAAGACAACAACAGAAAGAGGUAUAUCAUCAACAAAAGGGAGGUACCAGUCAUUGGAUGCCCGUCGAAUCUGAAACGCAUAUAGAGCCACCUCGGAAUUGCAAUGUCAGUCUGCAAGGAUGCUAUUCGGAGCCAUUUAUUUCUCAACCAGUGAAUCAUGCUGAACUAGACAAUGAUAAGCAAUUUCUUCGCAGCAUAUCCCAGGUAAUAGAAUGUAGUUAUAAUUCAGUUGCGAGUAAAAAUACUAAGCAAAAGGAUCAUUCGGUAUCGUUCAAACUUCAAUGUAAACUUGAAGAAGCUGAAGAAGUUUCAACCUCAAACGCAAGGGGCGAGCAAGAGCCCAACACUGUCUAUCCAUUAGACUGUCCUGAUGACACAAUUCUAAGUAAGUUAGGCUAA